UAGACAAGUUUUUAUAUACUAUAUGCAGGGUCGAUUACGUGUGUAGACAUCUUGCAAGGGGUGCAAGGGGGAAAAUAUGUACAACCGUCCUUGAAUGCUUCGUGUUUUAUGCGGCGUGUUUUUUUUUUAUUUUUUUUUUCUAUUUUUUUACCUGCUGGUAUUUAUGAUUCUCGACCAAUCGUCAAGCUUUGAUUUACCCUAUUCAACAUUUUUUUUUUUUGGCUGGUUUUGGAGCAGACAGAUUCGUACACCAGAAGAUAAAUUAUUAUAAAAUAUUAUUAGUUGAUUAAAGUGAUAUAAAUUCAAGAUUAAAGCUUGCAAUUUUUUGAAAUGCACAUGCACAUUUAUUAUCGAAAAUUUUGAGGUUAUAUUUGUUGGAAAGUUGAAAAAAAAUCAACACAAUUUCUUGUUUUGAAAGUAGAAUUUGUUUACAAAUUGUUAAAGAGAAUAAGUGACAGUAUAUUUACAAUAACAACAAUGGGAAAAAUCAUUAACGCAGAUAAAACAUCAGAUAAUCCACAAAAAAUAUCAAAGACAAGUGUGGCAAAUGCUAUACUGAUGGUACGAAGAGCAAUAAGAAAAAAAGACCAAGAAAAUAAAUCAAAACAAAAAAAAAUAAAUAAAAAUACAAAAAAUGAAGAACAUAAUUGUUUAAUAAAUUUAGAUAAUUCAAGAAAAUCAUCAAAUAGUGAUAAAAUUAAACUAACUGGUUAUAAUGUUAAAAUGAUAAUACAACAAAUGAGAUUAGCAAUAUUGAAACAUGAUUGGAAAACAGUACAAAUAUUAUUUUUAUAUAUAGAAAAAAAUAAAUCUAUGUUUUAUGCUUUUGAGCCAAUAUUAUGGAGAACAGUAUUUUUAAUAUUUUUAAAUAGUCCAAUGAGUAAUUGUUCAUAUUUUGAAGAAUUUUUAAGAAAAUCAAAAAUUAUUGAUAAUAUUUACAAUAAUCCAAAUAAUAUACUUAAACAAAUUAUGACAUUAGAAACAUAUUAA
Molecule: messenger RNA, 990 nt
Organism: Aphidius gifuensis
Lineage: Eukaryota; Metazoa; Arthropoda; Insecta; Hymenoptera; Braconidae
Exons: 3
Coding region: 478-990 (170 amino acids)
Source: RefSeq, a predicted model, not a curated record